Messenger RNA from Rotaria sp. Silwood2, 483 nucleotides. The record is from the annotation of a GenBank genome assembly. Lineage: Eukaryota; Metazoa; Rotifera; Eurotatoria; Philodinida; Philodinidae.
AUGAUAGUUGCUCAAUACGGUGGAAAAUUAGCCAUUGGUAAUUUACAAUCAACUCCAUUAGCUUCAUUAGCUAAAUUAAAUAUUCAUGCAAUGUGUGAUGAUCUAAUGCGAAAAUUAAUGGAAAAAUUAAAUAUUCCCAUACCUGAACGGGAACUUCAUCGACGAAUACGUACUACCAUUAAACAACAAACUGUUUCAAUAAUAGGUUUCGAUCUUAAUCAAGAUAUUGCUUAUACACUUUUUUCAACAGUAAGAAUACUUGUGAAACAAGACACUCAAACAAUUUAUAACUCAAAAUUAAUCGAAGGUGAAGAACCAAUUGAACAUAAAAUAAACAUAAAUCAGCCAAAUGAGAAUAUGAAUUUAUAUAUUGAAUUAAAUUGGCAAGGACAUUAUAAUGAACCAACGUAUACAAUCAAAAUACCUUUUGUCGAUUCAAUAAAAGAAAUACACUUAUUUUAUAAUCCUAAAACUGGCUAUUGA